AUGGAGGGCGAUGAGGUUAUCGGCGCACCAAAGCAUCCCGACUGGCUGCAAAUGGUGCGCAUCAAGGAAGGGGAGGUUCCCCAUGUGAUCGCCUAUGUUUCAACUAGGCUCUCCCGCUAUUGUCCCACUAUGCGUCACGACAUCGUCAACCAUCGCAACAUCCUUGUCCUCUCCCUCUUUAGUGGGGGUGAGGUUCUUAACUUAAUGAACGUCUACUCCGACAAUCAACACACAGCCAUUGAGCACCUCGCUGCUCGUGUGCGUUCUUUACCACCUUUCAUUUAUAUGGCUGGUGACUUCAACUGCGUGUCGACGACUUGGGAUGACUAUGAGCAUGGCGAGUCAUUGACGGCAAUAUCAUUGUGGGAUACCACAUCUCAGAUCGGCCUCGAAUUGGAGCACGAUCUCCAGGCCCCGGCAACCAAGGAAGGCAUUGAAGCUUUAGCCAAUGCUAUCGCAACAGCGUUCUCAGACAUGUGGCCUGCCCAUUCGACCGAGUCCAAACCUACCAAGUGCUCCAAGUCCUGGUGGACAGAUGAGUGCUCGGAGACAUUCGGAGUAUAUCAGUUGAGCCGCUCGCUCGCUGAUUACAGCAAGUUCAAGAAGGUGUGUAAGGACACCAAAUGUGGUUUCUUUGAUGAACAUAUCGCGGAAAUCGCUACUUCUUGCAAGCGCCUGUGGGACCUGAUGGAGUGGGUCAAACAGCGCAAGCUACCACCAUGUGAGGCUAUUCGCAAUGGCGACCGGCCUUGCCAUGAUAUGGACGACCUAUGGGACGCCCUUCACGGCACGUACAACUCGGCCUCUGGUUGCGAGUACGACGCCUCAGUCUUAGACGAACUUCCCGACGAGCCAGUCCGUGAGUGGGCUGACUUCUCGGAGCAUGAGUUGUUGAGUGCCCUCAAGGGGUGUUCCAACUCCUCUGCGCCAGGACCGGACCAUGUUACAUGGGUCCACCUAAAGGAGCUGCUCAAGGAUAAACACGUCCUUGCGCUCUUCAUCGUGUUGGCCAACGCUUGCCUUCGGGUGGGUCAUUGGCCUUGUAUAUUCAAGGAGUCGCUGUCGGUUAUCAUACCGAAGCCGAAUAAGCCCUCCUAUGCUGUACCGAAGGCCUUCAGGCCGAUCGUACUCCUCAUCACUUUCGGUAAACUUAUCGAAAAGAUGAUUGCCAAUAGGAUACAGUUUGACGCUGUCAAGCAUGAUAUCUUCCAUCCUAACCAACUUGGCGGCAUUCGCCAGAGGUCAACUGAGGAUGCUGGAUUGAUUCUGACCCAUCUCGUGCGAGCGGGGUGGGUUAAGGGUCUCCAGACUAGCGUGCUGGCUUUCGACAUCGCGCAGUUCUUCCCUUCUAUCAACCAUGAGAUGUUCAUGGCUGUUCUUCGCAAGCAAGGGUUCUUGCCAGUUCUGGUGGAGUUCUUUGCCUCCUAUCUCGUUGGCCGUUCCACAGUUUACUGCUGGAACACCUUCCAAUCCGACCUGCGCUCUGCGGACGUGGGUGUCGGGCAGGGCUCAGCUCUCUCGCCUGUUAUUUCUGGGCUGUUCAUUGCUCCGGUAAUGAAGCUCUUCUAUAUCAAAGCAGUGCCGCUCAACACGACACUGCUGUCCUUUGUGGAUGACAGGACCAUCCUGGCUCAAUCCAAACAACUCGAUGAUAAUAAUGUGGGCCUGUGUAAGGCCUACAAGAUUAUUUACCUUCUAUUUGUUGCUUUCACACUCGUCCUUGAACACAACAAGACUGAGCUGUUCCACUUUUCGCAUCGACAAGACACCUACAAUCCCUCGCUGGAUCUGGGGUAUGCCCCACAUACCGGCGUUACACCUUUGAAGCCCAAGACCUUUUGGAGGUACCUGGGCUUCUACUUUGACCGUGGGCUCACAUUUCAUGAGCACGUCCGCUACUAUGCCACUAAGGCGUUCACCACCGUGCAGGCCAUGCGCAUGCUUGGGAACUCCACUAGAGGUCUCUCGCCUAAACAGCGCCGCCUCUUGUAUCGGUCGUGUGUGGUUCCUAUUGCCACAUACGGCUAUCGUCUCUGGUAUUUCGACAGCGCCCAUAACAAGGGUGCGAGGAACCAGCUUAAGCGGAUGCAGCGAAAAGCUGCUCUUUGGAUCACAGGUGCAUUCCGCACCUCCCCCACAGGCGGUCUUGAGGCCUUGGCAGGUCUCAUCCCUGUCCAUCUUAUGCUGAAGAAGCUGGCAACACGUGCAGUGUACCGCGUCACCACCCUCUCGGACACCCAUCCCCUUCACUCCAUGAUGGGUGAGGGACUCCUUAAGCGAGCCACACCACAUGCUCACUCAGCCACCUUGAUGACCCCAGCCAUGCAGGGGAAAGUCAAGAGCACCGUCAUGGAGGUGGACGAGCGUGUCCACACCUUAACUGAGAGCUUCGAGCCCUUUGCGCCUGAAGCUCGCCCAGGUGAUCGGUUACUGGACCACUAUGCAGACCGUCUCCAUUUUGACGAGCAUGAUCCUGCCCAGGAUAGCUCUGUCCCUCAGUCCAACCAGUAUCAGGCGGCUUCAGCAGCCAUCAUCUACAAGGGACAUCGCGAGCUCGAAAGGACUUGUUAUGUCUCUGGCAGAGUUACUGCCCCAGAUGCGGAACUCAAUGCCAUCUUGUGCGCAGUGCGCCUUGCUGUCAAGCAGGCAAACUGCCAACAUAUUAUGGUCUUUACUGACUCUAUGGGCUCGGCCCAUAGAGCAGUCGACCCUUCCGUGCACUCUGGUCAGGCUUUUAGCCUGUCAGUUUGUUGCGCUCUCCAAGAGUGGUUUGAGGCGGAUGAUCUCCGCCGCAUUACCUUUGUCUAUGUCCCAUCCGCUUUGCAGUGGGAUAUCCAUGGUCCUAAACCCAAGAAGGUUAAAAGCAAAGGCAAGGCCAAAGCUGCCCCCCUGCCUGAGCUUUCUCUGGAGCUACUGCCUCCUCCUCCUGUCACGAAGACCAAUCUGAAGCGCAAGCAGCUGAGCGUACCCCCUAUCGACCUCUCUGGUUCGGAGUACAUCCUGGAAGAGUCGCCUGUCAAGAAAAAGGUCAAGGCCUCGCAUCCUACUAAGUCCCUUUCUACCGCGAAACUGGCUUCUAAGCCCAAACCUGGCAAGUCUGCCCCAGCCACAAAAGCUGGGUCUUCCAAAGCACCUGGUUGUGGUUCUCGUCAAAAGUGUUCUCCCAAGGCCACUGCACACGAUAAUGGCCUCCAAGUUCCUGGCCUUUGUCCCCUUAACACGGAAACUCUUCUUAUGGCAGUCGACCUGCCCUCGGAUCUUACCAUGGUUGCUCAUGCAUGCGGCAAUUGCUGGAGCCGCCAAAUCCCUUCAAAGUGCGACUACCAGGGCAACGGGAUUAAUUGUACCCCUUGUGCCAACUGCAAGCUCUCGAUGUGUUCUUGGAGAGCCAGCGCAGAAGACCGCACCAAGGAGGCUGAGGCCUAUGGGCCUGUUCACUGCUUGUCGAUCUCAAAUCUUCAUCAUAAAGUUCAAGAGCAUGAGGCCUGGCUGUGCCAGUCCUACCUCCUUAUCAAUGAGGGUGAAUGGCUGCUGAAGCAGGUCAAGAAAUAUGGUCAAGACAUCAUUGACAUCGUCAAGGCCAUCCUUGAUCAAGAGCCCCCUGGUGCAUUUGGCACGGUCUACCUUGACCGCCCUGAGCUCAAAGAUGCGCUCCAUGCCCGCGUUAGCGAGCUUCUGGCCUUGGACCCCGACCCCUUGCACAACAGCCAGCUCGACCUCCAGACCCUCACUUCCAUGCUGCCUUCCGGUGUCUACAAGCAGGUUCAAGGUGAGGAGGAGGAAGAGGAGGAGGAAGAGAGCAAUGCAAAGUCCUCUUCCUCUAGUGAUGAGGAGUCCUCCAGUGAUGAGGAUUAG
Messenger RNA from Cyclocybe aegerita, 3855 nucleotides. Lineage: Eukaryota; Fungi; Basidiomycota; Agaricomycetes; Agaricales; Hemipholiotaceae. The record is from the annotation of a GenBank genome assembly.